This is a messenger RNA of Schistocerca americana (American grasshopper), 819 nucleotides long. Its product is annotated as putative bifunctional UDP-N-acetylglucosamine transferase and deubiquitinase ALG13. The record is from RefSeq and is a predicted model, not a curated record. NCBI's taxonomy places the organism in Eukaryota, Metazoa, Arthropoda, Insecta, Orthoptera, Acrididae. The transcript is spliced from 4 exons. The coding region runs from base 1 to 819 and encodes 272 amino acids.
AUGGAAGUAUCUUCUCCAAGCUACAUGUCAGCAAGGUACAGAUAUUCGGCAGCGUGCUGGCCGUGGGCGGCCGCAGCCGCAGCCGCAGGGCCCUGGCGCGCGCGCUCGCUCACGCCUCUGGCUGCCGCAGCGUGCGUGGACGCGCCCGAGAACCUGUCGCUGCCCAAGAAGUACGAGCCGGGCAGCCCGGCGCCCGCGCCGCCGCCCCCGCAGCCGCCGCCGCCCCCGCAGCCCGCCGCCGCCGCCUUCCUGCACUACUCGGCCACCGCGGGCGCGCACUACUUCUCGCGCUCACCCGUCGACGUGCUCCUCCGGGCCUUCCCCGGCCGCAGACGCGUCGACGUCGAGGCACUGCUCAACAGGUGUAAGGGCGACGUGCUCACGGCCAUCGAGGUGCUGGCGUGCGGCAGCUUCGGCCACCAGCAGCCGCCGCCGCAGCACCAGCAGCAGCAGGCGCACCAGCUGGACGAGCCGCUGGCCAAGUCGGCCUUCUCGCCGCUGGCGCCGCCCCCGCAGCCGCGCUACAGCCCCCAGCCGCAGCCGCCGCACCCGCAGCUGCAGCCGCCGCCACAGCAGCAGCAGCAGACGCCCCAGCGGCGCUUCCUGGCGGCGCCGUACGCCGGCACGGGCUACCUGCCCACCGUCAUCCGGCCCCCGCCCGACUACCCCCUGCCGCUGCUGGCGCCGCCCCACGACCUGUACGCCGGGCUCCCGGGGGCGGCUGCAGCUGCCGCCGCCGCAGCCGCCGCCGCCGACAAGGCCGCCGCCGGGUCGCCCAACUCCGCCUCCGGCUCCGACAAGACGUCGUACUCGGAGUGA